Pelodiscus sinensis (Chinese soft-shelled turtle) is the source of this 3520-nucleotide messenger RNA. The record is from RefSeq and is a predicted model, not a curated record. NCBI's taxonomy places the organism in Eukaryota, Metazoa, Chordata, Testudines, Trionychidae.
CUGGACUUGGGGUCUGGUGCAUUCUGCCAAGGCCCGAGUUCUCUGCUUUCCCAUUCCCCACGGGGCUCUGUUCCCUGGCAUCCCAGAUCCAGGAGAAGGGGAGCCUGCCCCUGCCCUGCGCCGUGCCCCCUUGGAGUAGUGCCUUGGAAGGAAUUUGUUCCCCAUGGGCCAGGGAGUGCACAGCUUCCCUCCUGGGGCUCCCCUGAGGGAUGCCAGGUUGUGCCAGCUGCCAGAGAGCCUCGUCCGUGGGCACACCAAGCCAUGGCACUGAGAGGCUGGGCCGUCCCCAGGGGCUGUGGAAAGGACAGAGCGAGCUCCCGAGCUGUCCCUGCUUUGUGGGGACAUGGUAUGAAGGACAGUGACCCGGGAGGCUCAUCCCCCGCUAAUACCUGGGACUUGGCUCAGCCACAGCUCUAGGGAACACUGGCAGCCCUUGCAUCCAGCUGGGCACCAGGGGACAGCAUGGUGAUGCCUGCUGUUCUGCCCUGGCCCACUGCGUGGGCUGAAGGGCUGGAGCCCACCUGGGCAGAGGUCUCGCUUGGCUUCCAGGGAGGCAGCGGCAAAGCCCGGGGGUGCAAUGGCGCGGGGUCUGCCCCCUCAGCUCACUUGGAUUUCUUCAGCGGGCUCACCCUGUGUAUCCUGGCCCUUAUGGACCGUGGGCACGGGCCCCUCCACUUCACCUGACUGCUGAGAUCAUCACAUCCGUGGCUGCUGGUGAUUAACCUCUGCUGAGUCUCCUUAGCACUUCAUUACUCACCGCUCUGCACCGCACGUAAUGAGGGCUUUACAAAAUUCAAGACAAGCGUGAUAAUGACUCAAGUACAGGAAUAGGCCCCCAAGUGGCCCAAGUUAGAAACACUCUCUUCCAUUUGGAUAGCGUCAUCCAGGUUGGACCUCUCUAGUCCGGCACGCUUUGGUCUGGCAACAUCUGUGCUCCGGCAUGAUUUGAGUUAGCUGGAUGUCCACUUAGCAUGGAUGCCCUGAUGUUUGCCCUCGGCGGGAGAGAGCAGGCCUCCCGCAGAUCCGUGCAUGCACAAGCCGUGGCUGCGAAAGCCCAGUAAGAGAAUGAGUGACAGCGACCCCCAGAGUUGGAGCAAAUGGGUCUGGCUGCUCGCUCUCUGCCUUGUCACGCUCUGGGGGAGGCUGACGCUGGCCUCGUCGCACCACAGAAGCCAUUCAGUGCACAUCGAGCCUGGCACGUGCGAGGUCAUCGCCGCCCACCGGUGCUGCAAUAAGAACAAGAUCGAGGAGCGCUCCCAGACGGUGAAAUGCUCCUGCUUCCCGGGGCAGGUGGCGGGGACCACCCGCGCGGCGCCCUCCUGCGUGGAUGCCUCCAUAGUCCUGCAGAAGUGGUGGUGUCAGAUGGAGCCGUGUCUCGAAGGGGAGGAGUGUAAAGUGCUGCCGGACCUGUCGGGAUGGAGCUGCAGUACGGGCAACAAAGUCAAGACGACCAAGGUCACCCGAUAGCCGCGGUGGAGCUCUGGCCGGAGGGUUCCUCUGCCCGGCGCCUCGCGAAAUGGCACAGGAUCACUGGCGCUCUGCUGCGGGACGGUCCUGUCUGGUUCUGCGGAGCUGGGGCGGUGGCAGGGCUGCAGCAGCGGUGGGACAGGCUGGCUGCCCCUCUGAGCACUUUAUGGUUCUGACGGCUGGGCAUCUGACAGCCGACUUGGGCUGCCUCCUUCCUGGGGCAGCGCUGGGACUGCAGCGGGAGUGGUUGCUGCACUCCCGGAGUCCUGGGAGUGAACACCACGCCAGCCACGGCGCCGUGCGAGGAUUGUGGUGCCAGAGCGACCGGGAGUGAGGCUGCGGGGAUGGGUUCUGAGCACAGCUGUAAGGACUCCCUCUCCCUCCGCUUGUUCCCAUUGCGUCAGGGAGGUGCACGCCAAGAAAUUCUUGAGUCACACUGAAUUUGCAAAGAGAAAAUCCGGCAUCCUUUUUUUUUCCUGCCGCAUAUUCAAAGAGGAGAAAAUAAUUCCCAUGAAACCCGUCCCUCCCCCUUCCCGCGAGGUCUCGAGUGGGUGUCACUGCCAGGACUUGCGAACUCAAGGUCUAUACAAAACCUUCCCCGCCUUUGUUUUGCUGGUUUGGAAUGAAUAAAGGUUCCCAGGAGAAGUCUCUGCCGACGGGCCAGAUUCCGAUCUGUCUCCCAUGGGCGCCAAGCUCAGGUAGCUCCACUGAAGUCUGUGGAGUUGCUCCGUCUGUCGUGGCGUGCAGGGGCUCGGAACCUGGCCCACUGUGCAGAGUGAAACAGCUGGCGCGUUGCAGGAGACUCCCUGGCGUGCGCCGGUGCCCUUGUGGAGCGAAGCUAGGCUGCCUUUUCCUUGCCCGUUCCUUGCACUGGCCAGGCGGUUUGUUUCCGAUCUCUGGGAUCCAAGUCAGAGGAGCCAAAUUACUAUUCAGGGUUGCAAAUGCACGUCACAAUAGGGUAUGUGUGUGUGGAAACUGCUUCUCCCUGUUGGCUUUCUUGGGCCUGGUGCACAGAUUGAGUCAGCUUGGCUCUGUUAAGUCAAGAGAUUAAAACCUACCAUAAGCGCAGAGAUCUUUCCAGGGCAAGCUAUUCUUCCCAAUUUGCUACAAUAUACCGGGGGAGGGAGCCCCAUCUAGCCCCCUUCUCCCUGCCGCAAACACUGCCAGGAAAACCCCUGUGGUCCGGGGCACUAAUCCCCCGCCCCAAGAAGACCGUGGGGGAACCUGCCACUGAAGUCAGGCGAGCAGGACUGGGCUUUGGGCUCCCAAAGGAGACUUGCAAUGGUUCUCAACCCUCCCUCCCACCCCGUGAAAGUCUCAGCUCCAAUAGGCACCGAAGCCUGAUGCAGGGGAAAGGAGUAGUUAGAACCAACUUAAUUCAGACAGAAUUGUUGGCCCCCUGGGCAUGGUCGAGUAAGGGUGGCUCUCAGCUCCUGGAAGGGGCAUGGCCUAGGGUGGGCAGGGCCUUGGGCAGAAGGGGCAAGGCUGGGCAGCCAGCCCCCAGCGCCAUGCAGAGCGCACCGCGCCAUGCUCUGCCCCAGGCAGCACUUAGAGCUGUCCAGAGCGUGCCACGCGGCGCUUGGACGAUUUAAAGGGCCCAGCACUCCAGCUGCCCCCUUUGCCUCCUCCCUGCCCUGCUUCCCUUAGAAGUCGAUCAGACCCCACCCUAGUGGCGUGGCACCCCCAGACUUUGGUACCAUUAUGUCCUAUUGACUCAGGAAGGCCCCUGGAUUUAACCCUUGGCAGUGAAAAUACCGGUGUGCUCGUUGGUCACCCACAAUGCAAAGGGACCCUACGGCUGACGCCAGGGCUGCUGUGGAGAUUACGUGGCUUCCAGGACUAGCGGGAGAGCCUGGUGUGGGCAGAGCCAGGCAAAGAGCCCGUUUCAGACACAGCCCGGCUCCGGUGGGUUUGGCAGCCGCCGGCGUCCAGACGACAGCGGUACGACCUGCCUGAGCUGUUAUGGGAACGUUUUUGUCACGGGGCUGUAAUCCCCGCCUCGGCUGCGAUGUACAUACCAGACUGUGAAAUAUUAAAUUCAUUUUAAUCUCUG